Messenger RNA from Aspergillus ibericus CBS 121593, 1041 nucleotides. RefSeq lists its product as uncharacterized. Lineage: Eukaryota; Fungi; Ascomycota; Eurotiomycetes; Eurotiales; Aspergillaceae. The transcript has 2 exons. Bases 36 to 980 code for a protein of 314 amino acids. The record is from RefSeq and is a predicted model, not a curated record.
GCUGCAGACAGACAUUGCCCUUUCUUCAUUACAAGAUGACAUCGCAGACCCCCAAUCAGUCAUUGCCAAACGCAGCCGCAAGUCAGCGAUCAGGGCCAGCUGACAAGCGGAUCCGUCUCCAGCAAUUCUCGGAGCGAAUCGCCGCAUGGCCGGAGGAUGAUUGGUCGGGGAUUUCGGACUCGAAACAGCGGAGGAGGUUGCAGAAUCGGGUGAAUCAGAGGGCGCGACGGUUGCGGAAGAAGCUCGAGGCGGUCACAUCUAGGGAUGAAUCUAGCAACCGUGGGGGCCGUUCAUCUGCAGAGGUAGACGAUCAGUCAAGAGUGUCGGCUACUGUCGAAAAUGAGAUGCCCGUUCCGAGGGUACACUCCGAGAUAGACCGCACGCCAGCCCCCCUGGCCGCCAUCAAACAAGUCCACAUCCUGAACCCCGACUCAACCCACACCCAAACCAUCCUCCACCAGUUCGAAGACCUCGUCCGGGCCGAAUACAUGCAUUCUUCCCCCCGCACCGACAUGCUCCUCCACCUGAUCGAAUUCAACUUCAUCAAAGCGCUGAUCCAGAAUCUACGGCUCUUCGACCUCACCUCGGAGCAAUUACACGACGAUGCCAUCUCGCCAUUCAAUGUGGCCGGCCCCUGGCCGCAUGACUUUGAGGCGUCUCUGCCGCUCAGUCUCCGCGCGACAGUCGUCCAGCGCACGGUGUCGCAUCACCCGUGGCUGGACCUGCUGCCAGAUGCCCAAAUGCGAGAUAAUCUGAUUCGUGCCGGCGAAUCGUACGAUGAAACCCAGCUGUGUCUGGAUAUGAAAGGACAUGGGAUCAUCGUGUGGAGGGAUCCGUGGGAUGCGUCCGGCUGGGAGAUCAGCGAAUCGUUUGCGCGCUCCUGGGGAUGGGUGCUACGCGGGUGUUGGGAUCUGGCUCGGUCGACGAAUUAUUGGCGGGCACGACGGAAUGAGAAGCCUCUGUUUCGAUGUUGUACCUAGUUGGCUGUAGGAUAUGAUGGAUUCUUUUUUUAGCAUAAGGAUAACUUCCGCUGCUUUCCGG